Messenger RNA from Vidua macroura (Pin-tailed whydah), 1182 nucleotides. RefSeq names its product BTB domain containing 18 (gene BTBD18). Gene Ontology annotation, molecular function: protein binding. The transcript has 3 exons. The record is from RefSeq and is a predicted model, not a curated record. Gene Ontology annotation, biological process: positive regulation of transcription elongation by RNA polymerase II. The coding region runs from base 1 to 1113 and encodes 370 amino acids. NCBI's taxonomy places the organism in Eukaryota, Metazoa, Chordata, Aves, Passeriformes, Viduidae.
AUGGGUGGGGCGAGGCCGCCGCGCCACGUGAGGCCGCGGGUGCGAGGCGAGGGCGCGCAGGGCCCCGAUCCCGGUCACCGGCCCCCGCGUCCGCGCCGCGAGCUCGGGACUCACCCCCGGGGCGAUUCGGCGGCGGCCCGCGCCCCCCUCGGCAGGACGGCCAUGGGUUCUCCCACAGCCACCUCGCAGCUGCUGUACCGCAGCACCCGCCUGCUGCGCACGGCCUUCCAGCACCUCUACCAGCAGCAGCAGCGAGCCGACGUCUUCUGCGAUGCGGUCCUGUGGGCCGAAGGCGAGGCAGUGGUGGCCCACUGCAGUGUUCUCUCCGUCUGCAGCCCCUUCUUCAUGGAGCAGCUGGGCCGGGAGCUGCCCCCCCAGGGUCGCAGGGUGGUGCUGGAGCUGGCGGGGCUGAAGAUUGGGGUGCUGCGCAAGCUGGUGCGCUUCUUCUACACUGCCGAGCUGGAGGUCACGCAGGAGGAGGUGCACGAGGUGCUGGCAGCCGCCCGCCGCCUCCGUGUCACCGAGCUCGAGUCACUGCAGCUCUGGGGAGGACGCCUGGUGAGACUGAGACCCCAGCGGCAGCUCGACCGCUCCUGCCUGCAUUCCACUCAGGAAGUCUCCACCGUGGUGGCACCUGACACAGCUGAGCCUGGCAGUGCCAGCUCUGGGGUGUCCCCCCAGAGGCAGCCACACUCUCUGGGGCACUCACACCCCAGCCCCAUCGGGCGGAUGAGGCUGCGGAAGGUGGAGCGCUGGGGGUGCUGGGAGGUGGUGCGGGAGGCGCAGCCCCCCGCCGUGCCUCCGGCAGUGCUGGUGGGGGAUGUGGGGGUGACAGAAGCACAGACCCCCCAGGAUGUGGAUGCACGGGAGCAGGUGAGCGAGUGCUCCCCACCCCGGCAGCCCACCAGUGCAAAUGGGAUGCAGCAGCAUGGGGACUCCCCUGUGUCCUCACAGGGCUGCCAGCAGGCAGCACCCCCAGGGACCCCUGGAAGUGACACCAAGGAGGAAGAGGUGGAUGUGGGGACAGGGGAGCUGUUGCUGCCCCCUGGCACAGUCUGCCUCUGGCCCAGUCCCUCAUCUGAGUCAGAAGAGGAGGUGGAUGUCCUCACCUAGGGGGGGGCUGGCUCUGUCUCUCCCCCCAGCAGUGUCUGUACCCCUUGGGCUGCGUGUCCUUGGAAUAAA